Pangasianodon hypophthalmus (striped catfish) is the source of this 2293-nucleotide messenger RNA. It is a transcript of the gene mymk, whose product is annotated as myomaker, myoblast fusion factor. The record is from RefSeq and is a predicted model, not a curated record. Lineage: Eukaryota; Metazoa; Chordata; Actinopteri; Siluriformes; Pangasiidae. The coding region runs from base 799 to 1461 and encodes 220 amino acids. The transcript is spliced from 6 exons. Gene Ontology annotation, cellular component: plasma membrane.
UGAGGAUGAUUCAACCACAUAGAAUCUAGACAGGUAAAAAUAUGGACCUCACUUCACUGCUCAUGUAAUUUUCAGAAAGUCUUCUGUGUAGAUCUGCUGGAGUUCACAAGACUCUUACCAUCUUGCUCCCCUAAACAAAUCACAUUCUUUAAACCCUUCGAACCACAUUCACGUCAAAAGAGCAGCAGUGACGCAUACAGGUGCUGUGGAUUACUCUUGCAUGGCCAAUGUCAAUAACCCAAAAGAGACAGUUGUUUCUAUAGCCACUGCUGAGGAUUGAUUCACCCAUAAGGAUCAACAUGAAUAAGACUGCCUAGACUGACCAAUAAGAAGAAAAAAAAUUAAGGAAUUCAUUUUGAAGUUAACCCUUAACCAUGAAAUAGCUUUGGAAUGUUUGGUGUGGAGCACCUGGAUGAAGUUUUGACAGUGUUAAGAUGCUGUAAUUCUCAAAAUGUGCUACCACAAAUGGCUUUGCUCGGUGUCACUCCUUCUUACUUUCUACAAUUUCAAAAAUGUGUGACAGUGGGAGCAGGGGACUGCAUGGCCUCUCGAACUGCUGUACACCAACAGCUGUUCUGCUGAUGAUAGGACACAUGAAGGCUGCUCUUGGAGCCAUUUAAAUUUUAAAGAUCCUCUGAAGUGUCAGCUGUAGGCCUGUGAGUGUGUGUGCAGAGGGACAGCUCUCCAAUCUCUGCCACUUCUCCAGAUUUGUUGGCUUGUGAAAUCCACAAGCAGAAAUUCUCCUGAGUGAACUUUAACUUGGUUCAGAGAUUCACAGGGUGCUUUAUAUCAAGGAAAAUGGGAGCUCUAAUUGCUAAGAUGUUGCUGCCCACCAUCAGCAGUUUGGUAUUUCUGCCUGCAGCCAGCGUUGCCACAAAGAGAGGUUUCCACAUGGAGGCCAUGGUCUACUUCUUUACAAUGUUCUUCACAUCGAUCUAUCAUGCAUGUGAUGGACCAGGCCUGUCUGUUCUGUGCUUCAUGAAAUAUGAGAUUUUGGAGUACUUCAGCGUUUAUGGUACAUCAAUCUCUAUAUGGGUUACAUUAUUAGCUCUAGGAGAUUUUGAAGAGCCCAAGCGCUCCACGCUCACCAUGUUUGGAGUGCUUACCUCUGCUGUGAGGAUAUACCAGGACCGCUGGGGCUACGGCAUCUACUCCGGCCCCAUCGGCACAGCUGUGCUCAUGAUCACAGUCAAAUGGUUACAAAAAAUGAAAGAAAAGAAGGGCCUGUACCCAGACAAAAGUGUGUACACUCAGCAAGUGGGGCCAGGAUGCUGCUUUGGAGCCCUGGCUUUGAUGCUUCGCUUCUAUUUUGAGGAGUGGGACUAUGCUUACGUGCACAGUUUUUACCACCUGUCACUGGCCGUGUCCUUCGUACUUCUGCUGCCAAAGAAGAACCGCUAUGCAGGGACGGGGCGCAAUGCAGCUAAACUCAACUGCUACACACUCUGCUGCUGUGUAUGAUGUCCCUUUAUGAUGACACUCAUUUCUUGUAGCGACAUCCCAACCUCCAGUAAAAGCGAAUGCUCGUACCAUUUGGACGACACCCCAAAAGCCCUGGAUGCGGGCCUGCAGUCCUGGCCUUCCAUUUCACCACUCCCAGCCACGCACAAUGUAACACGCAAAGAUGUCUGCUACCAGCAAUCCAACAGUGAGGACAGUUAUAUGACCUUCAGGCAAGCCAAGAAUGUGCGGGGCGACGUACUCAACCACCACAACACAGACUUUAAUGUUGAAAGGAUGCCCUUGUAAACUAUAGAGCAAAAGGCCACUAAAGGCUUUGCCUCCAAAUGUGUAGACAUAUGAUGUGGUCAUAUAAAACCAGGUAGUCAUAGGGUUACUAAAACGGCUGACGUCCAGCUGGAAAGUUUACGAGUCGCGAAACAUAGCAGACAUUUUAUUUCUCCAGAAUGAAUAAAUUGUCUUUUAAGAUGUACCUCAGGAGAGAUUGCUUGUCUACAUUUCUCUAAGAGAAAUGGCCAUUAAAUGCAGUUAAAAAUGCUGAAAAAUACCAGAACUAAAAAAACAACCAAAUCUUAUUCUUCAUAUUUAUUGUCAUGUCAUUUGGUAUAUCAGCCAUCUGAACACAGCUGAAAUAAACUAAAAUGUUCCAGGAACAAGAAGCAAACAGUCAUUCUGAUGUGUCUUGCAGCAGGUGGAAAGUAGUGUGUUUAUUCCAGUGUACUGUGAGCGCUUUUUUUUUUUCCUUUGAAAUGUAUUAUGUAGUAUGCCAACAACUGUGUAAAUAUAUUUAUUUAUUGUAAUACCACUACUAGCUGAAGGUUGUAAUUUCAUG